AUGGUCAUUGUGUUGAUGAAGUCAGUCGCGUACGGCCCCGCCUCCCACGCCAUUGGAGGGCUGCUUCGAAAUUUGUACAAAAACCCCGACCUAGAACCGCCUUCUAAAAUGUUUUUAACGAACCAAUAUGGCCGACCGCUCUAUUUGUUUAUAGAGCACGCGGAACAGACGCGGCGGCUGCCGAGGACGAGCGUUACACCUGCCCGGACAGACAGACACACAGAACAUAGCUAUCAUACAGCUUUUAAUAUCGAACCACUCAUUGUAGAUAAUGUUUGUGUGUAUUAG
This is a messenger RNA of Danaus chrysippus (African queen), 288 nucleotides long. The record is from the annotation of a GenBank genome assembly. Lineage: Eukaryota; Metazoa; Arthropoda; Insecta; Lepidoptera; Nymphalidae.